CAAUCCUUCGUGCCUUGCCUGACAAGGAAGCAUCUACCAUCGUGAAAAAAAAAAGACGUCCCGCCCCCGCUAUUUUUUUUUGCUCUCUUCUUCUUUAAACAACUUUUUUUUUAAAAAAUUGGCAUGGACCACAACCCAUCUCAGCAUACUUGCAACCAAGUCUUUUUACAUGCCCUGGGAAAAACGAACUGAAGUGGUCAAUCAAAGAAACACGCAUUGACGUUUGGCGUUUUUUUAGAUGUUGUACCUGUUGCAGUGACCGAUGAAGAAGGAAAUGAGUUAGACUUCAUUUUAUCCCCGAGCCAUGUAGAAAAGUUCUAGGCCAUGCUUUCGAAACCAACACCACUCACAGUAAGGCGUCGAGUUCAAGAGUCAUCUCCCCAAACCAUGUUUCGAACUUGUGAUACUGUCAACAGCAUCGCAAGAGCAUUGAUAGGAUCGGUAAUCAUCGAUACUGAAAACCAUUGUGGUCUCUUAAUUUUAGCUUUGGAAGUAUAUGGUCGUGACCCUGACAUUGACAGCCACGCAGAACAACGCAGCUCCACUGGUUCCGCUCUCCAAUCGACACCUGUACCGUCUGUAGGCCAUAAUGAUUUCGAGAUAUGUACCAUGCGCCAAACCGAAGGCAGCAAUAUUUCAAUUAAACUUAUACUUGGUACCCACUCUUUCAACGCCCUGAUUACUGCUAGUACACGUAUUGACAACUUGGUUGAUCAUCCGGAAUGCGGACCGUGA
This is a messenger RNA of Mucor mucedo, 735 nucleotides long. RefSeq lists its product as uncharacterized. The record is from RefSeq and is a predicted model, not a curated record. Lineage: Eukaryota; Fungi; Mucoromycota; Mucoromycetes; Mucorales; Mucoraceae. Bases 325 to 735 code for a protein of 136 amino acids. The transcript has 3 exons.